GGCCUCUCUGCGCGGAGCUGCCGGCGCGGCCGCGGGCGGUUUUGCUGGAAAGACUCACUGCAGUUUAGAGUAGCAGCUCUGGGAACUGUCACAGGAUGUUCUUCCCCGUCUUCCUCCCCAUAAGCACUAGAAUGGCUGGAAACUAGCACCAACAUUCUGCUCUUGACUCUGUAGCUGCGAGAAAUAGCUAUGGAAGACUCCGAAAAGAAGACUGAAGUAGUCCUGCUGGCCUGCGGGUCCUUCAACCCCAUUACCAACAUGCACCUGAGGCUAUUUGAGCUGGCUAAAGACUACUUCCAUGAAACAGGAAAAUACAAAGUCAUCAAAGGAAUAAUCUCACCAGUCGGUGAUGCGUAUAAGAAGAAAGGUCUGAUCAGUGCAGAUCACCGAGUAGCUAUGGCAAAACUAGCUACAAAAAACUCUGACUGGGUGGAAGUGGAUGAUUGGGAAAGCAGCCAGAGUGAGUGGUUGGAAACACUAAAAGUUUUAAGGUACCAUCAACAAAAGCUUAUAUCUCCUGAUCCCACAAAUAGCCUGCAGAAUGCUAUACCUUUAACAAAGCCAGGACGGAAGAGGAAACAGGAACUAAAUAGGCAUGAGCCCGUUAAAAAGAAAAAUCAGAGUCCAGAUAUAAAAAGUGUCCCACAGCUUAAACUGCUUUGUGGAAGUGACAUGCUGGAGUCUUUUGGGAUCCCCAAUCUGUGGAAGUUGGAGGACAUCACUGAAAUUGUGGAAAAUCAUGGCCUUGUAUGCAUCAGUAGAGCUGGAAACAACGUUCAGAAAUUCAUCUAUGAGUCUGAUAUUUUGUGGAGACAUAAGAAUAACAUUCACCUUGUGGAAGAAUGGAUCACAAAUGACAUUUCCUCCACCAAGAUUAGGAGAGCACUGCGGAGGGGCCAAAGCAUUCGUUACCUAGUGCCUGAUGCGGUUGAAGCAUACAUAGAAAAACAUAACCUAUAUAGUCCAGAGAGUGAAGACAAGAAUGCUGGGGUUGUCUUGGCUCCCUUACAGAAGAAUGCAAGGGAUUCCAAGAACUAACAACUAACAACUAACUACACAACUUUCUGCUGUGAAAAAAAGCUACAGUUCAGUACAGGAGAAUAUGUUUUUUAGGGGUUGUUUUUUUGGUUUGUGUUUUUUUAAAGUUAAGAGCAAGCUAAUUCUGUGGCUUUAGUACAUACGUAGUUGCUGUUGAAGUUUGGCGCACUCAAUGAUUGGACCUACACAAACUUUUAAAUCCAAUAAUAAGAUUUUCACGUUUAAACAUUUUGUUACAGUGCAGUGAACUAAAUACAAGAAUUCACACUUGCUGAUGAAAAGUAAAAAUUAACGAACAAACCAAAGGAGAAUGUUUUGAUUGGUUUUAACUCAGACUGCUCUGAGUCCUAUUUUUUGCAACUUCCAGUGUCUUAACAGACAAAGCCAUUUUAUUUCAAAAUGUACCACUUACUGGUAGGAAAUCUAUUUAACUUUUUAAGAAAUUGCCAACAUGUACACCUCAAAGAAACUAUUUUGCUCUAUGCUGGAAGGGAAAAAAGUUGCUCCUCGCUGAAGUGGUGCUAGAUAUACCAUGCUUUGAGCUGCCUGCCUUUCAGAUAUGCAGCUGUUUGUCUGCUCUUGUGCAAUUUGCUCCCAAAAUGCCUUGUGCUUUACUUCAUUCAUGUUUCCAAAGCUGUACUUUAAGCUCAGCACUGUUCCCAUGGAAGGACAGACCUACUUCAGAAACUGGUUUAUGGCUAUGGAUUUAAUGAAUAGAAAUUAGUGUCAUUGCACUGAUUCUCAGACAGUUCUCCAUUUAUUUCAAGUAAUAAAUGAGCUUUUACUUUUGAGCCAAAUGUAUAUAGCCAGAAUUGUUUCCUGUAACUGGAGUUGAAAAGAAAUAGUAGAAUAUUAAGACUGUGCACAAGUGAAAUGGUUUUCUUUGCUAGAAUUCUGGUUUUGAAUCUAGCAGUAUAUUGUCUGUGUUAUGUGAAUAUAAACUAGAGAGGCACUGUGAAUGUCAUGCUCAUGGAAUUCUACCUCCCUUUAUUUGCUGUCAUCCCAUCUGUUUUGAUUAUGUGCCUUAUAAAAAAUGUCACGGUUUCCAAGAUGCUCGCUAGUGGGUCAACAGCUUUUUCGUACGAUCUCCACAAGAUAACUCUGUUCACAUUUUACAGAUCACCACAUCCAGCAGAAUGGGAGAUUCUCGGGGCAGGUAGCCUAGAACCAGGACAUGUUCCAAGAACAUAACUGUGACAACCCAUCAUCCUCCUCCCCUGGGCAGGGGAUCCUCAAAGAGCUGAGGGAGCAGUCUAGGCAUCUCUAGGAGCUUAGUGGGAGUGUUGAAGCCAGAUGCAAAACACAGAAUGUUACAGGCAGCCCUGGGGCCUGUGAGGCUCCUCUAAAACCCAGGAGGGGAGUUGAGACGCUGUUAGGAAAACCUGUAACCCCCAGUGGAGCUAGCACUGGACAUGAAGACUUGGAGCCCCACAUGAAAUUCUGCACAAUUACUAUACACUAGAAGAUCUGUGUUCUAGCUCUGGCUGUCUAGAGAAUCAACAUGGAGAUUGGCGUAAUAUCAGAUCACAACUUGGAAGUGCAUCUGUAACUGCACUGUGACAGAAAGUACCAUCAAGGAUUCUUUUGUUUUUUCUUGAUGAUUCCUGCAUCAAAUGUGCUCUAUCUGCCAUUUGUCCCCUAGAGUUCAGGCAAGCUUACACUGUCCUUUUAUCAUCAAUAGUAAUAAAGGUACUGAUGGUAAAUUAUGCCCCCUGCAACACCUUAGCAAUCAAACUGCCAUAACUGGUUGAAGAUACCUAUAUUGUUGAUGGUGUGUAGGAAAGCACAAGACCCACUUUUCUCUCCUGCUUGCUGUCUGUCUUUAUGACUGACAAGAAUAGAGAGCAAGAAAGAUUUCUUUUCAGCACUCAAGUCAACUAGUGUGCUUCUGAAUAACCAGAGCACAUCUUUCCAAUAAGAAAGCACCCUAUCGAUGUGGUCACUUUUCAGAGUAAAACUGCACUUUAAGUCUAGGUUUAUUCUUCUAAACAAUGAUGCUGUUGUGUGUGUUGGUGCACUUUGUGUAAUUCUAGAGAAACUGCGAAUUCAAUAGGAUGUUUUAUAAAGCUUGGGUCUUCAAACAGUUACAUUUCACUGGGUUUUAAUGUAGUUAUGUGUGAUGGGUCUUUCAAUAAAAUAAAUUGCAUGUAGUAUGCUAAUUUUAGUCAUGCUGUUAUUAACCAAAUCUGAUGUCUGAUGACUAUGUGAUUUUUAAGUAGGUAGAAUGGUGUCAGUACAGUUUUGUAUAUACAAAAUAGAACAUUGUUCAAAAAUUA
This is a messenger RNA of Strigops habroptila (Kakapo), 3314 nucleotides long. It is a transcript of the gene NMNAT1, whose product is annotated as nicotinamide nucleotide adenylyltransferase 1. Bases 190 to 1038 code for a protein of 282 amino acids. Gene Ontology annotation, molecular function: nicotinamide-nucleotide adenylyltransferase activity; nicotinate-nucleotide adenylyltransferase activity. The transcript has 6 exons. Lineage: Eukaryota; Metazoa; Chordata; Aves; Psittaciformes; Psittacidae. The record is from RefSeq and is a predicted model, not a curated record. Gene Ontology annotation, biological process: NAD+ biosynthetic process.